AUGGUUCCUAGGGCGCCCUCAAGAGAGGCUUUGACCUUGCUCAAGCAUUCGAUUCGUCCCUCAGUAGUCGUUCGAUCGCAAACACAACGCUGCCUUCUCUCGUCCACCACUCGACCUACGAUACCAUCGCACGCCCAGUCCCAGAUCUCCCCACAGACAGUACGAAACACUGCAACUUUCACGCAUUCCCACCACGCCGAAGCCGUCUCUGUCAUCCCCACGACAGUCGACACGAGCAAUGCAGACUUCAAAGAGAACAAGCGCCAGAUGGACGAGGCCACGGAGAAUUUGGUCAACUUGCACACAAAGAUCGCGCAAGGUGGACCUCAGAAAGCUAGAGAUAAGCACAUACAGCGAGGCAAGAUGUUGGUUAGAGACAGAAUAUCUGCACUGAUUGACCCGGGCACGCCGUUCCUCGAACUGAGCCAGAUGGCGGGUUACAACAUGUACGGCGAAGACGAUGUGCCUGCGGGUGGCAUUGUCACCGGUAUCGGUACGGUGAACGGUGUUCAAUGCAUGGUUGUCGCCAAUGACGCUACGGUCAAGGGAGGUACAUACUACCCGGUCACGGUGAAGAAGCAUCUGCGAGCCCAGACCAUCGCCCAAGAGAACCGGUUACCAUGCAUCUACCUCGUUGACUCUGGUGGUGCAAACUUGCCCAAUCAAGCAGAUGUGUUCCCGGACGUCAAUCACUUUGGUCGCAUCUUCUACAAUCAAGCGCGCAUGUCUGGUAUGGGCAUCCCGCAGAUCAGUGUUGUCAUGGGACCAUGUACCGCGGGUGGUGCUUAUGUGCCUAGUAUGAGCGAUGAGAACAUCAUUGUGGAAAACCAGGGCCACAUCUUCCUCGCAGGCCCACCGCUGGUCAAAGCAGCGACUGGCGAGGUAGUCUCAGCGGAAGACCUUGGUGGAGGCAAGCUUCAUAGCGAGGUCUCUGGUGUUACCGACUAUCUCGCAGUUGACGACGCACACGCACUUGUCCUUGCGCGGAGGAGCGUUGGCAACCUAAACUGGCACCGCAACCAAACUGUCACUUCGCAGCCCACAUUUCAAGAGCCUCUGUACGAUCCUCAGGAGCUGUCAGGUAUUGUCGGUACCAACCUGCGCCGUCAGAUCCCCAUCCAUGAGAUCAUCGCCCGUAUCGUCGACGGCUCGUCUUUCGAUGAGUUCAAGCCAUUGUACGGCUCUACCCUCGUGACUGGGUUUGCAAAGAUAUACGGUCAUCCCGUGGGUAUCGUAGCCAACAAUGGUAUUCUCUUCAGCGAGAGUUCGCUCAAGGGCGCACACUUUGUCCAGUUGUGCGGAAAGCGACACAUCCCUCUCAUCUUCCUUCAGAACAUUUCAGGAUUCAUGGUCGGUCAGGACGCCGAGAAAGGCGGUAUCGCGAAGAACGGCGCGAAACUCGUGACAGCUGUGAGCUGUGUUGAUGUACCCAAGUUCACCGUCGUUGUGGGAUCUAGUGCGGGCGCCGGAAACUACGGCAUGUGUGGCCGCGCAUACUCUCCACGACUCAUGUUCACAUGGCCCAAUGCAAAGACCUCGGUCAUGGGUGCGGAACAGUUGUCGUCCGUCAUGGAAGCCGUUGGCAAGAAAGUGGAUCCUGCGCUAAAGGCACGGAUCGAGCACGAGAGUGAAGCGACAUUCGGGUCGGCAAGGUUGUGGGACGAUGGUAUUAUUCCACCGGAACAUACACGGAGAGUGCUUGGCAUGGGAUUGCAGAUGGCGUGUGGCGGGCAGAACAAGGGUGUAGAGAAGGAGAGCACUUGGGGUGUGUUCAGGAUGUAG
Molecule: messenger RNA, 1782 nt
Organism: Alternaria atra
Lineage: Eukaryota; Fungi; Ascomycota; Dothideomycetes; Pleosporales; Pleosporaceae
Exons: 2
Coding region: 1-1782 (593 amino acids)
Biological process (GO): L-leucine catabolic process
Cellular component (GO): methylcrotonoyl-CoA carboxylase complex; mitochondrion
Molecular function (GO): methylcrotonoyl-CoA carboxylase activity
Source: RefSeq, a predicted model, not a curated record